Messenger RNA from Lactuca saligna, 1700 nucleotides. Lineage: Eukaryota; Viridiplantae; Streptophyta; Magnoliopsida; Asterales; Asteraceae. The record is from the annotation of a GenBank genome assembly.
AGUAUUGUGCAAUAAACACACUAACCCUACUCAUUUCAACAUGUAACAUUUGUAAACCAAUAAUUUUGUAGAACAUAAAGUUACCGUUUGAAGUCUUCACAUUUUCAGAAAAAAAAUCCGUAUCAAUUUCCCAUUUCCCAAAAACUUUACAGGGCAUUACCAACACUCUGACCCAUCAGAUACAAGACCUUUAUUUCUUGUUUCACUUCACUACUUUUCUCUCCGAUUCUUUCACAAUGUUGAAAAUGGCGGGUCUCUUGGCUCCUCUUUUCUUCCUCUAUGUUUCUGUUGCAGGUCAAGAACUGCUACAAAUCUCAAGUCUCAAUAACCAUGGUUCAGUACAAGAGGAAUUACAGUCGACAUCACAUGCAAUGGGAGUAUUCUUGGAUGAAAGGAAGCUCAACGAGGUGUCAACCAGCAUUUUAAUGGCGGAAACGUGGCUUAGGACUCAUGUUUUAUCUCGUUACCCUUCUACAAAUGUAACCGCCAUUGUUGUUUCUAAUAGGCUUCUGUGUGGUGACAAAAGCUUUGAAGACCAAGAAGAAAUUUCGAGGUUAACACUUGUUGCAAUGGAGAACGUUUAUCAUUCUCUUGUUAGAUGGGGCUUAGAGAGGAAAAUUAGAGUUUCUGUUUUGAUUUCCUCAAAAUGUUUACUCAAAUCGUACCUUAAACCUGUUUUUAAGUUACUGGAAGAGAUAAAUUCGACCUACACUAUGAAAACACAUGAUUUUUCGGAUGAAAAUGUUGAAAUUUUGAGUUCGAACUUGAAAUCCAUGGCGGAUUUGGGUGUUUUCCGGUCGAAAACAGUGAAUGUGAUAUCUUUUGAGACGAAACAAGAGAAACCCAGGUCAAGAAAACUCGCAUCGGAGGUGGGUUACUCUGUUCCCUCCGACGCCGCCACGACCCCUCUCCCACCGCUCAUCGGGGUCACUUCACCGCCGCCGCUGUCUCUACCUUUUGCGCCGGAGAUGCAACCUCCGAUGACGGGUACACCUAACAGCCCACCACCGCAUUAUGGAUAUGAUCUACCGCCCUGCAAUCCCUAUCCUACACCUCAUCACGGCCGCAGAGGUCGAGGUGCAAUGGCUGCUCCACCACCGAUGGGCGACGGUGGUGCGAUAGCAGCCCCGCCACUUUCGCAUGAAGGAGUGUGGUGCGUUGCGAAACCGAGUGUGCCGUCGGAGAAGUUGCAGGAAGCUAUGGAUUACGCCUGUGGAGAAGGCGGCGCCGAUUGUGACCCGAUUAGUCCCACCGGAAGCUGUUAUUUUCCGGACUCCAUUGUUGCUCAUGCUUCUUAUGCUUUUAACAGUUAUUGGCAGAAAAACAAGAAGAAUGGUGGAACAUGUGGCUUUGGAGGGACUGCUAUGCUCAUCGAUUCUGACCCAAGUUUUCAUCAAUGCCAUUUCACGCUUGACGAAACCGUAACCCCAAAAUACGUUGCUAUUUCUCGAAGACCGGUUCCAAAAUCGAAAACCCGGCAAAAACCGGACCCGGAACUGGAACCGGUAGAACUGCCGGGCCGGUUUGGUUCUGGAUUUUGGCCAAAGCUGGUUCCCGGGUCGGGUCCUGGUCGGGCCGAUUCUGGGCGGUUCGGUCAUUUUGCUCAUACCUACUUCGCUCUGUUUAGCAUCUUAAAGGCUUUGUUAAUAGUGAGCAACAUCGAUAUUGCUCGCUAUAAAUAUCCAUAUUGUUGGCUAUAA